Gongylonema pulchrum is the source of this 921-nucleotide messenger RNA. The record is from the annotation of a GenBank genome assembly. Lineage: Eukaryota; Metazoa; Nematoda; Chromadorea; Rhabditida; Gongylonematidae.
AUGACCGAUAUGGCAGAAAUAUGCAAAGCUGCAGGCAUACCAAUCUACUGGAAACGAGCAGUUUAUGACUCGUGCUGCAGCAGCCAGUCAAGCCCAAUCACUUUGGCCGAUUUUGCGGCCUGGUGGAACAGGAUGACAUCAGUGGCUCACGACGAAGCCGCUCGAUUUGUGUAUACUCUUGCAGGCCCACUUCGCAAUUUUCUUACUAAAGAUGAUUUCGCGCCGAUCUUACAGGAUCUCAUUGAGACUUUCCCAGGCUUGCAUUUUCUGCGUGAGGCCCAGGAAUUUCACUCCAGAUAUGUGGAAACGACGGUCAGGAAGCUGGAAACAACGGAUGACAUCAAUGCAAUAACAAAUUAUUUUAGCUACGAGCAUUUCUAUGUUAUUUACUGCAAAUUUUAUGAGCUUGACAAAGAUCACGAUUUGAUCAUCAGUAAAACUGAUAUGGCGCAACAUGCCAACGGUGCCCUUCCGCCGCAAAUAAUUGAACGAAUAUUCAGUGGAGCGGUAACGCGUGCCCCGCCCGGUCGACAUCCUCGUGAAACACUAGAAACAAUUGGUUACACUGACUUUGUAGCAUUUUUGCUCGCCGAAGAGGACAAACGUCAUCCGACUAGCAGCUUUCAGGAUAAUGCUUGGGUCUCUGGGAUGCAGCUAUUGGAUUUGAUUCGCCCGAAGCAGCCGAAUGCAGUUUCACUGUCGGACCUUAAAAAAUGCCCGCUGUGUACGAGGUUCUUCAAUACAUUUGUUAAUUGGGUGAAGUACUACGAGCAGGAAGCAAGCGAAGGGGAGCGUGCUACAGUGACGGACGGCGAUGAAGAAUUGAAUGACUGGGAUAGGUACUGCUUGGAGGAAUAUGAGGCGCUCAUGGCAGAUGAUCAGGAUAACGACGAGCCCGAAGAUAUGUCAGUUUCUGUUUGA